AUGCUGUCCACGAACGCCGCCGCAAUGGAGGCCACGAUCUCAGGAACACACGGCCCUGAUGCAGUCGUCGUUCAUUCCGCCACAGAUGAUGUCAUCCUGACCAUCAUGGACGUCGAUGCUGGAGUUGUAGCCCACGUUGAGGAACCAAGCACACCACGGACAACACCUUCUAAUGUAGUAGAUAAUUGCAAAGCAAAUAAAAAGCCUGUGGUUGGAAUGAUUUUUGAUACACUCAAGGAUGCGGAGAAUUUUUAUAAAUCAUAUGCAUACGAUGCUGGUUUCUCUGUUCGUGUUGGUGCACAUAAGAAGGACAAUGAGGAAAUAUUUUACCAGCGGUAUUUGUGCUCAAGAGAAGGGUACAGGAAGGAGAGCGUUCAAGAACUUGACAGUGAGAAGAAGUAUCAAAUAUUGUCAUUUGUCGAGGAGCAUAAUCAUGGUUUCGUGUCGCCAGAUAAGAGGCACCUGCUAAGAUCCAAUCGUCAAGUUAGUGAGAGGGCAAAGAGUACUUUGUUCAACUGUCAUAAGGCUAGCAUUGGCACGUCACAGGCAUUUCGACUUCUCCAAGUCACUGACGGUGGAUUUGAGCAUGUUGGUUGCACGCUGAGGGAUUUCAAGAACUAUUAUCAUGACCUGAGGUGCAGAAUCAAGGAUGCUGAUGCACAAAUGUUUGUGCAUCAACAUGAGCGAAAGAAGGAAGCAAAUCCUGCCUUCUUUUAUGAGUUUAUGGUGGACAAAGAAGGACGGCUUGUGCGUGUCUUCUGGGCAGAUGCCACAUGCUACGGGUGGACUAGCACCUCAUCUAAUCAUAACAUAACAGAUGAAGAUGCUAGCAUGAAGGCUGCUAUUGCUCAGGUUCUACCAAAUACAACUCAUAGAUUUUGCAUGUGGCAUAUCAUGGAUAAGGUACCUGAGAAGGUUGGGUCCGACAUAAAAAAUGAUGAGGAUUUCUGGAAAUUGUUAAAUGAGUGUGUUUGGGGCUCCGAGAAUUCAGAUGAGUUUGAGUCUCGAUGGAAUUCUGUCAUGAUAAAAGAAUUGUUCUUUGAUGAGGAAGGUAACCUUCUGGAUGAAAAGGCUAAAGAUCCUGUGGAGGUGGCAAUGGGGAGAAAAUUUUCAGAUUCACGUAACAAGUUUGAAGAGCUAAUCCAGAUGGCCAAGAACUCUGAACAAGGAAUGGAAUUUUUAUAUUCUAGUUUAUCAAACCUUGUAGAACCUCUCCAAAAUAUCGUUCCUGCUGCUACAGUCAAUAAGCAAGAUGAGUUUGAAUCAUUCCUUGGUGGCAAAAUUCCACAAGAAGUUGAGAUACAUCCACCAAAUGAUAUCAACUCCAGAGGGCGCUGCAAAAGAAUCAAGAAGAGCAAGGAGAAGAAGGCGCCCAGAAAACGGAUGUGUGGAAAAUGCAAGCAAUUAGUGUCUCAUGACGCACGUAAUUGCCCCCUCAAUGUUGCUGGUUGA
This is a messenger RNA of Sorghum bicolor (sorghum), 1452 nucleotides long. RefSeq names its product protein FAR1-RELATED SEQUENCE 6. The record is from RefSeq and is a predicted model, not a curated record. The transcript has 5 exons. Bases 1 to 1452 code for a protein of 483 amino acids. NCBI's taxonomy places the organism in Eukaryota, Viridiplantae, Streptophyta, Magnoliopsida, Poales, Poaceae.